Molecule: messenger RNA, 794 nt
Organism: Truncatella angustata
Lineage: Eukaryota; Fungi; Ascomycota; Sordariomycetes; Amphisphaeriales; Sporocadaceae
Product: HotDog domain-containing protein
Exons: 1
Coding region: 127-690 (187 amino acids)
Source: RefSeq, a predicted model, not a curated record
CGUGAAUCUUGCCCAAAGCUUUGUUUAUGAUCCCCGCACUGAAUCUGCGAUAUUACAUGUCUGUUCACCAAGUGAACAUUGUUUUGUAGCAACAUUUCCUAAAACCUGUGUUUCCUGUCGAAUAUAAUGAGUCCAGAUGAAACACUUGCCAAAAGUCUGUCGCACUUCCGCGCAAUCCAAUGGUGCGCUGAGCAAUUGGAUGAUCCCAGAAUCGAAAUCAUCCAGCCACCAGGUCGUCCUACAGAUAAGCUAGUGGAAGAGAAAGUCUGGACCAAGACGCUCAAUACACCGGAAACACUGUCUGCAUUUGUUGCAUUUUACCACAAACCCGCCGAGGCAGAUGAACCCGUAGACAAGGUAUCUGCAUUCGUCACUGCGAACCAUGGUAUCGAUGGGUGGCCUGGAAUGAUGCAAGGUGGCAUCAUAGCUACACUUAUGGACGGGAUGGCAGGCUUGAUUCUGGGGGUCAAUCAAGAGCUUGGUCUAUUUCCGCGGAAGCGUUUUGUCACGGCGUUUCUGAACACUACAUAUAUGCAGGCCGUAUCAACACCAAGCACGAUAAUGAUCACGGCUCAUAUGGUGAAGACUGAGGGCCGAAAGGUCCAUGUCGAAGUUAUCAUCCAGAAUCAUCGAGGUUCAGGAUUGGCAAAAGGCGAGGCCCUGUUCAUUGAGACAAAGGCAAACUUGUAAACCCCGACCAACAUGCCUGGAAACUUUGCGCUCUUGGUAUAUGUAAAGCCUGCAAGGAUCAGAUAAUGCAUACCGAGCAGGGAAUGGGCAACGCGUGAAAUCAU